Messenger RNA from Colias croceus (clouded yellow), 617 nucleotides. RefSeq lists its product as uncharacterized. The transcript has 4 exons. Bases 74 to 571 code for a protein of 165 amino acids. The record is from RefSeq and is a predicted model, not a curated record. Lineage: Eukaryota; Metazoa; Arthropoda; Insecta; Lepidoptera; Pieridae.
AAACAAGCUAAGUAUAAAUAUUUAAUAUAAGAAUGUUAUUGUUAAGUCGACUGUCGAUUGAAAUGAGUUAGAAAUGAGCUUCCUACGAGUGGUGACGUUCAUAAUAUUUUUAGUGAUACUAAAUACAGUGAACAGUGACAUGCAUGAGUAUAUAUCUAAUAUACCGUCUGAUGUUGGGACUUCAGUAAACAACGCUUGGAACAACAUAGUAAAGGCAAUAAAACGACCAGUGAAAAUAAGAAGAUUGGGACGAACUGGUAGAACCAAAUCACCCAGAACUACAGUCUCCACUCUAUCAACCCGGUAUCUCAUAAAGCUGACCCGCCUCCACUUCCAGGAAACCACGACACCGUCAACCACUACCAAGACCCUUACGAAGUUGGUUAUCCCAGUACUUUUACAACCAAACUGGAGGGUCAGGUUUGACUGGCGAAAUGGAAAGGAUAUGAUGAAGUCUGAAAAGAGCAAAGAUCUGAAACCCGAGAAUUACACAUCGUGUGAACUAACGAGCAACAUCAACAAGGCAUCUGAAGACGAUAGCCAGCACUAUGGGAAUCUUUUCUUUGUUUAAGUCUCAUGUAAUAAGAGUUUUAUAAAUAAAGUGUAUUUUAUGUAAA